CUUCUCCUUCGUUGAAGCUCCCUUCUUCCAUUCGUUUAUUUAUUGUUUCGCUUCCACCCCUUUCCAGCUCUUACGCUUAACUUGACUACAAAGGGCCACGCCUUGCCCAGACUUCACAAAAAUCCACUCUCCAGUCAUUGGUAGGUUUCCAUGUUUGUUUUCAUUGUCCCACUCUCUUCCUGCGUCGCUCAAAUAGAUCUGCUUGCUUCCGCAUCAGCUGUCGAGUGAGCCCGAUACUGCAUGUCAGAAUCUUGCAGCCAGUCUUGGAAGACAGGCUUCUAAAAUCACCCACCAUCACGAUUCUUCCAAGGCUAACGUCAAGUUCUGGAUUCGAACAGUCUAAACUCAACUCGAAACAAUGGCCAUCAUCAAAUACGCUAUUCCCGCCAUCGCUGCGGCCCAGGUCGCCCUCGCUGCCAGCUGUGGUAGCAGCGGCAGCACCAUCAAGAUCGCCAGCCAGAGCGAUGCCGACAGCUACGCCACUUGCACGAAGCUCACCGGUGACGUUGAGAUCAGCGAGAGCUUCUCUGGUGACCUGAGCAUCAACGGUCCCUACGAGAUCACCGGUGGACUCUCUAGCGAUGGCGCCAGCAACCUCACCUCGCUCACCUCCACCAGCCUUGCCACGAUCGGCGACACCUUCAAGCUGAACGGUCUGACCACCCUGACCACCCUCAGCUUGACCAACCUGAGCAGCGUCGGUGCCAUCUCCUGGACCGCCCUCCCUGAGCUCCAGUCUCUCGACUUCACCAAGGGUGUCUCCGAGGCUGGCGAUGUCGAGAUCACCAACACCGGUCUGACCAGCUUGGAUGGUAUCUCUCUCAAGAGCGUCGGCACUUUCGACAUCACCGAGAACACCAACCUGAAGACCGUCAACGUCAACGACCUGACCAACGCCACUGGUCUGAUCAACUUCGCUGGUAACCUGGACUCUCUCCAGAUUAUCCUCCCCAACCUUGCCGGUGGUACCAACAUGACCUUCCGCAACGUCAGCGCCGUCUCUAUCCCCUCCCUCAAGGAGCUGAGCGGACAGCUCGGCUUCUGGGGCAACUCUUUCUCCAACUUCAGCGCUGCCAACCUCACCAGCACUGGCGAUCUCGUCUUCGACGACAACUCCGACCUUACCAACAUCAGCAUGCCCGUCCUCAAGACCGUCAACGGUGGUUUCCAAAUUGCCCGUAACGACAAGCUCGAGGAGAUCUCUUUCCCCGACCUUGAGACUGUUACUGGUGCCAUUGACUUCAGCGGUGAAUUCAACUCUGUCUCUCUUCCCGCUCUCGAGGAGGUCAAGGGUGGUUUCAACGUCCAGAGCACCGGUAACCUGACCUGCAGCACCUUCGAGAAGAUGCACAGCAACAACGUCAUCCGUGGUACCUACAAGUGCACCCAGACCUCCCACCCCACCACUAAGGACGGCUCUUCCGGCACCACCACUUCCACCAGCAGCACCAGCUCCGCUUCUUCCACCUCCAGCGACAGCGCCUCUGUCAUGAACAUUGUCAACGUCCCCGCCAUGGGUGCCGCUGCCAUCUUCGGUGCUUUCGUCCAGUACCUUUUGUAAAGGGCCUCCGAUAGUGAUUGUUUGCGUGUGCCGCUUUUAUUAAACCCCUAUGAUGGUCGUUGUGUGUAAAGUUGCUUAAGGAGCAAUUGGUCGUUAUUCCCAGUACUCUGCUGUUCUUAUGAUAAUAAUUUGAAUAUUGGGUUGAGCAACAUUUGCGCAGCAGUGCUUGCCUUCGAAGAAAUGAUGGUUUAUUCUUGUGUUUAUCCUGCUUAAUAUGGAGACGCGGCCACGGGCUUGUGGACGGUUCGCCCUUUGGCCGCCCGCAUCCAACGCUGGGUUGGAUUGUGGCCACCGGGCUUUCGCCCCCAGUGAGCGGUCUCGACGUGUGUUAUAGACGUUCCUUUGCUGUUUUACGCUGCUUCGUUGCAUGCUAGUGCAUUGCUUUUGUACUUGAUUAAUUCAUCGUCCAUACUUGAACCUAUCGAAUCCCCCUCUUUCUUUU
This is a messenger RNA of Aspergillus brunneoviolaceus CBS 621.78, 2003 nucleotides long. It is a transcript of the gene ecm33, whose product is annotated as GPI-anchored protein Ecm33. The transcript is spliced from 3 exons. Gene Ontology annotation, cellular component: fungal-type cell wall; plasma membrane. Bases 359 to 1561 code for a protein of 400 amino acids. The record is from RefSeq and is a predicted model, not a curated record. Gene Ontology annotation, biological process: fungal-type cell wall organization. NCBI's taxonomy places the organism in Eukaryota, Fungi, Ascomycota, Eurotiomycetes, Eurotiales, Aspergillaceae.